AUGAGAGAUAUAAGGUAUAAGGAACAGGGAAAUAUAAGGUGGUCGGUGGACCCCUUCGGGCACGGGGCGGCAGUCCCCUACCUCCUGAAGGAGUCCGGGGUGAAGGCCACGGUGGUGCAACGCAUCCACUACGCCUGGAAGCAGUGGCUGGCGGAGCAGCAGUUAGGGGACUUCCAGUGGCGUCAGGUGUGGGACGUGAGCGGCGAGGCAGACAUCCUGUGCCACAAUCGCCCCUACGACAUCUACUCCAUCAAGCACUCGUGUGGGCCGCACCCGCAGAUCUGCCUGGGAUACGACUUCAGAAAGGUCCCAGGGGAGUACACGGAAUACACCAUAAAGUCGGUGCCCAUCGACGACCACAACGUGAAGCAGAAGGCGGAGCUUCUCCUGGAGCAGUACGGGCGCACGGGCUCGCUCUACCCUCACAACGUCGUCCUCGUGCCCAUCGGCGACGACUUCCGCUACGACCACGCGUCCGAGUGGGACCAGCAGUACAGCAGUUACCAGCGCCUCCUGACCUUCAUCAACAGCGACCCCAAGUACCACGCCAACAUCCAGUUCGGGACGCUCAAAGACUACUUCAACGAGGUGCAGAACCGCAUGCGCGACUACCCCAGCCUACAGGGGGACUUCUUCGUGUACAGCGACAUCUUCAGCGAGGGUCGGCCCGCCUACUGGAGCGGCUACUACACCACGCGCCCCUACUGGAAGGUGCUCGACCGCCAGCUGGAGGCGUCCCUGCGCUCCGCCGAGAUCCUGUACACGUGGGCCUACGCCUGGGCCGUGCAGGAGGGCCAGAACAGGGUCGUGCAGCUCCUGGAGAAAGACUACGAGAAGCUGGUGCGCGCCAGGAGAAACCUGGCUCUGUUCCAGCACCACGACGCCAUCACCGGCACCUCCAAGGCGUACGUCAUGCACGACUAUGCCAUCAAGCUUCAUGAAGGCCUCCAUGACACGAUCGCGCUGGCGGGAGAGGCAGCCGAGGUGCUGCUGCUCACCCCCGCCGCCAUGGCGACGCUCGACAGCCGCGCCGUGCCCCUGCACCACUUGCAGCCGGACUUCGAGCGCCUCACGUACGAGCGGCUGCCCCGAAAGCUGCCCCGCUCCGUGCCGCGCAACCAGCCGCGCCUCAUCGUGCUGUUCAACUCCCUGGCGCAGCGGCGCUUCGAGGUGGUCAAGGUCCUGGUGACGAGCCUGGACGUGCGGGUGACGGACGAGCACGGCCACGAGGUGCCGGUCCAGCUGAACCCCGUGUGGAACGACACGGGCAGCGGCAUGGCCAUCCUGGCCACGCAGUUCGAGCUGCUGUUCGUGGCCGACCUCGCUCCCCUCAGCGUGAUCACGUACUGCAUCCACCGCACGGAGCGCGCCAACCUGGACAUACGGGCCGCCGUCUACUCCAACAACUACGCUCCGGCGCCCGACCAGAACUACUCGCCGCCCUUCGAGAGCCACGACGUGCUCCCCGGCGACAUCCAGCUGGAGAGCGACCACCUCAAGCUGCUGUUCGACGGCACGACGGGCAUGCUGCGCUCCAUCACCAACAAGGCGAGCGGCCGCGUCACGCAGACGGCCAUCCGCUACGCCGCCUACCCGUCGGCGCAGUUCAAGUCGGGCGCGUACCUGUUCAAGCCCGAUCCCAACGCGCGCGAGCCCGAGGAGGACGUGCUGGCGGGCGCCAAGCCGCGCCUCUUCAUCCACUCGGGGCCGGUGGCGUCCGAGCUCAGCGUCAUGUUCGGCUCCGUGCUGAUGCACACCACGCGCAUCCUGCACGUGGCGCACCAGCCGCUGGCGUCGGCCGUGCACAUGGAGAACACCUUCAACCUCGGCGGCCGCUACAACAGCACGGAGACGCCGGGCUUCCCGCCGCACUUCCGCGAGACGGAGCUGUUCAUGCGCGUCAUGACGGACAUCGACAACGGCGCCGAGCCCACCUUCUACACCGACCAGAGCGGCCUCAACAUGCAGAAGCGCGUGCGCGUGCAGCGCAUCGGCAUCCAGGGCAACUACUUCCCCAUCACGUCGGCCGCCAUGAUCGAGGACAACACCCCCGGGCGGCGCCUCACGCUGCUCACGAACCACGCGGCGGGGGCGGCGUCGUGGCAGCAGGGCUGGCUCGAGGUCAUGGUGGAGCGCCGCACCUUCUACGACGACGCCCGCGGCAUGGGCGAGGGCGUGACGGACCAGAAGCGGACUGUGGGGCGCUACUGGCUGCUCGUAGAGGACACGCGCGGGCCCGAGCCCGUAGCGCGCCUCUCGCUGGCCGCCCACCACCUGGCCAACGACCUCAACUACCCGACGUCGCUGCUCGUCCUCGAGGGCCUCAACGUGGACCAGCUGCGGGCGAGCGCGCACCUGCUCAGCCAGCCGCUGCCGUGCCCGCUGCACCUGGUCACGCUCCGCACGCUGCCCGACCCGCAGUACCCGAGCCUCCUGCCCUCCAAGAACGCCCUCAUGGUUCUCCAGAACCAGGCGCCCUCGUGCUCCACCUCCUCCAGCGUCUCCUCCUGCAGCGGCCUCGGCGACGCGCCGUUCCCGGGCACCGAUCUCUCCCUCCAGGUGUCAGGCAUACAACGGACCUCCUUGACAGGCACGAAAGUCCACGGCACUGUCAAGAGCUUGCCAGAAGUGACUGUUCCUCCCCACAGACUCCGAGCACUCACCCUUACCUUCCCCUCCCCCCCACCGCACCCUCCCCCCGCAGAAUAAAAACUUACACACACCUUU
Penaeus chinensis is the source of this 2727-nucleotide messenger RNA. It is a transcript of the gene alpha-Man-IIb, whose product is annotated as alpha-mannosidase 2-like. NCBI's taxonomy places the organism in Eukaryota, Metazoa, Arthropoda, Malacostraca, Decapoda, Penaeidae. The record is from RefSeq and is a predicted model, not a curated record. Gene Ontology annotation, cellular component: Golgi membrane. The transcript is spliced from 4 exons. Gene Ontology annotation, molecular function: alpha-mannosidase activity; carbohydrate binding. Gene Ontology annotation, biological process: N-glycan processing; protein deglycosylation; mannose metabolic process. Bases 1 to 2709 code for a protein of 902 amino acids.